Molecule: messenger RNA, 4923 nt
Organism: Dendronephthya gigantea
Lineage: Eukaryota; Metazoa; Cnidaria; Anthozoa; Malacalcyonacea; Nephtheidae
Exons: 2
Coding region: 385-4914 (1509 amino acids)
Biological process (GO): DNA integration
Molecular function (GO): nucleic acid binding
Source: RefSeq, a predicted model, not a curated record
GGAAAAACAGGAUGAAUGUAAAAUAGCGAAAAAUAACAGGAAACGAUCCUAAAUGUAUUAACUAGUUGUUUUUGCCAAAAUGUAUCGAAACGCGGGCACAAUGUCCAAGGUAAUUUGUUUGUGCCAAGUUAGUGGUUUGAGUUAAACGAAGUACGUCAGAACGGUUUCCGAACCGGGACUAUAAGUAAAUGUGUAGAACUGUAUUAUAUGGAGAUUGUUCGAGAUUGGUUCAGAUUGUUUUGAGAUUGUUGUAAGAGAAUUGUUAUGUAAAAUUGUUGUAAAUUAAAGAUAAAAGAAAAACCAGCGUGUGCAGGUCAAUUUCCUGAACGAAGCCAGUGAAUUCUGCGACAAGUGGUCCUUCGAGCCGGAUAGCGAGUAAGAAAAAUGACAGAAUUGGUCAGAAAAAAGAAGUCGAGAGGUGGGAAUCGCGGCCAUCUGAAGAGAGUCUCGCAGCAACUUGUGGAGCUGAUCGAUGAUUACACUAAUGAAAAAAGGGUCGACGCUCUACAAGUUCGGGAGACGAUAAACGAAACCCUCGGAGCCAUGAAGGAAUUGGAUUCAGAGAUUCUCGAGUUCAUCGUGGCUGACGAGGAGUCGACCGAAGAGGAAGUCGCAAAAGAAAUCGAAGAGUCGUCGAAGUUACGAGCAGAGGCGAAAAAACUGAUUAAGCGUCUUGACGAGAAACUGAAGUUAACUGUUGUUAGUUCGCCGGGAAUUAGCAAUGGAGCGGUAGAUGAAGUAAAUGUGGGGGCAAGUACGAGUUUUGCCGCGAGUGAAGACUCGAGCGAGGUGAGCACAGCUGCUAAGAGACAUGUCGCGCAGGUACGUGCCAAGCUACCAAAACUAGAAGUGAAAAGAUUCGACGGAAAUCUGUGUAAUUUUCAAGAGUUUUGGGACUCGUUCGAAAGCUCCAUACACCGUAACGAUGGCUUAUCAGACGUAGAUAAGUUUAACUAUUUACGGGGGCUCGUAGACGGAUCGGCGAAGGCAUGUAUUGCGGGGUUUUCGUUGACUUCGGCAAAUUAUGUAUCGGCGGUGAAUAUUCUCAAAGAGAGAUACGGAAAGAAAUCGGCAGUUCAGCGCGCCCAUAUGAAAAAACUGUUGAAGGUUGACGGCGUGAGAGAUGAAAACGAUGUUCCCUCGUUACGACGGUUGUGUGACAGGGUCGAAACAAAUUACAGGGGCUUGGAAGCACUCGGAGUCGACAAAGAAUCGUAUUCGUCCAUUGUUGUGCCAUCGGUCCUCGACAAGUUACCGGAAUCUGUGCGACUAUUAAUUACACGGGGAAAAAAUUAUCAUGAGUGGACUCUAGACGAUUUACUGACACCACUAAAAGAGGAAAUUUCGUUGCGUGAGGAGCAUCAUCACAAAGACGCAGAGCGUGGUAAGGACGGGCGUGAAAGGGGAGACAGACGUUGGAAUCGUGGAACAACAACGACGCAAGCGUUUUUGACGAAAGGGGGAAUGGCGAAUUGUGCGUUUUGCCUUGGUCAGCAUCGCCAUGAAGAUUGCAAGAAAGUAAAGACUCUGGAGAACCUAGGUCUACCUUGGAGGGAGAAUCACGAUCCGUUGCCGUCGAAUUAUGAGGUGAGUAUCAAACGCAUGAAAGGCCAGAUUAGGCGUCUCACUAAGGAUCCUGAGUUACUGUCUGAGUACGACGCAAUAAUUAAGAAUCAAGAACAGGUAGGUAUCAUUGAAAGAGUAAGCAAGGAUGAAAUAGGUCCGGAUUCUAAGGUACAUUAUAUUCCCCACCAAGCCGUGGUUCGUAGAGAUGCUAAAACUACAAAAGUUAGGAUAGUGUAUGACGCGUCGGCGAAAGCGCAAAAGUCUAGUGUUUCCUUAAAUGAUUGUCUGCAUGCUGGACCGUCUCUUAACCCGCUUUUGUUCGAUAUUCUUGUCCGUUUCCGAGAGCAAAGUGUAGCGCUAGUUGCGGAUAUAGAAAAAGCGUUUUUAAAUAUUGAAGUGCAUGAAAGAGAUAGGGACAGUCUUAGAUUUUUGUGGGUUGAUGAUGUUUUGCGCAACAAUUUAAACCCUAUAGUGUAUCGAUUUUGUCGGGUAGUGUUUGGAGUGAAUUCGUCGCCGUUCCUGCUUAAUGCCACGCUAAGACAUCACAUAGGUAAGUAUGCGCUGAUGGAUGCGGAAUUUGCCGAAAAAAUGCUAAGAGGGUUUUACGUAGACGAUUUAGCAACCGGUGAAAGGUCUACAGAAAGCGCGUAUUUGCUUUAUACGAAAGCUAGAGAGCGCUUGAAAGAGGGCGGAUUUAAUUUGCGUAAAUGGCGCACAAACAACAACGAAUUGCGGUUGCGCAUUGAAAGGGAAAACUCAGAGCAAAACGGUGCCAAGGGACUUGAGCCAACGUAUGCCAAAACAGCACUUGCGUGCCGAGGCGGAGAUCAAGUUGAUAAGGUAUUAGGGCUCGAGUGGGAUUGCGUGGGAGAUACGAUUAAGUUUAAUUUUGGCCAUUUGACCCAGAAAGCGCAAAGGUUAGAGCCUUCGAAGAGAAAUGUUUUGAGCCUUCUUGCUUGUAUAUUUGACCCCCUAGGACUUAUAAGCCCUACGGUUGCAAAGGCUAAGAUUUUAUUUCAAGAUAUUUGUGUCAGCGGGCUAGAUUGGGAUGAUGUAUUCAGUAGGAACUUGAGAGAAAAGUGGGAAAGGUGGUUGGCAGAUCUUAGGGAGACCGAGGAAGUGAUACUUGAGAGGUAUAGGGAAGAACGAGUGGGCGAUAGAAUUAGUACAGGAGGAGCCAAACAUUGGUUGCAUGGUUUCGGUGAUGCGUCAAAAAGAGCAUAUUGUGCCGUUGUAUAUCUUGUUACAAUUGAGAGCGGUAAAGCGUAUGUAAAGUUGAUCGCUAGCAAAACUCGAGUUGCGCCGCUAAAAGAAUUAACAAUACCACGUUUAGAAUUAAUGGCGGCCAGGAUUUUGGCGCAGUUGAUGCAUGCAGUAAAGAAUACCUUAGAAUCUGAGUAUAAGUUUGAGGGUAUUAAGUAUUGGACGGACAGUAAGACGACGCUGUGUUGGAUACGCAACACGGGAGAGUGGAAACAGUUUGUUAGACAUAGAGUUGACGAGGUCUUGAAAUUGACCAAUAAGCUUGAUUGGGGACAUUGCCCGGGAAAGGAAAAUCCCGCUGAUUUAGGGUCCCGAGGUGUUUUGGUCUCGGAAUUAAAAAAUAGCAAACUUUGGUGGCUAGGACCGGGAUGGCUAACAGGGUCACCAAGUGGCUGGCCACAAUUGGGGGAUAUUCUACCCACACCAGAAAGUAAGGGAGAAGAGAAAAAAUUGAGUGUUAACUUGAUGAUAACUGUAGAUUCUCUGUACGGAAUUUCAAAUUUGAUUAAAGUAAAUAAGUUCAGUUCUCUUACUAGAUUAUUAAGAGUGACAGGUUGGUUGAAACGAUUUGUUGCAAAUUUGAAACGAAAGAAAGCAGGGGAGAGCAUAGUUACUGGAACGUUGCAUGAGAGUGAGUUGCGAGAAGCUGAGGUAGAGUGGAUAAAGGUAGCACAAUUAGUUUUAAAAGACCAAACUAGUUAUAACCAGUUAGAACGACAGUACGGGUUAAUAGAAAGAGAUGGCAUAUUGUAUUGUACCGGAAGAUUAGGCAAAUCCGAUUUAGACAUAGAAGCAAGAGAGCCAAUAGUUUUGCCCAAGGGUCAUAUAUUUACCAACCUGGUUAUAAAACGUUGUCAUGAUUAUGUUUUGCACAAUGGUGUAAGGUCUACUUUAGCACAGCUUAGGUCAAAAUAUUGGGUUCCUCAGGGAAGACAAGAGGUGAAACGAGUGUUAGCAACUUGUGUAAUAUGCAAGAAAUGGAAAUGCAAGCCAUGUACCAAACCGCGCCAAGCGGCGUUGCCAAGAUUUCGCGUUACAAAGUCUGCACCAUUUGCAAACUCAGGCGUUGAUUUCGCGGGGCCUUUAUUUGUUAAAGCUAAGAACGGCAAGAGUAUGAAUAAGGUUUAUAUAGCGCUAUUUACGUGCUGCGUGACGCGAGCUGUGCAUUUGGAGCUAGUUGAGAAUUUGAAAGCGCCAACAUUUUUGCGAUGUUUUAGGCGAUUUGUCGGCAGAAGAGGAACGCCAAAAAUUAUGGUCUCUGAUAACGCUAAAACGUUCAAGGCUAGCAAACGAAUUUUACAAGAUUUAUUUGAUAACGGCGAAGUAAAGGAUUGUUUGAGUAACAAGGGAAUAGACUGGAGAUUCAAUUUAGAAAGGGCCCCUUGGUGGGGAGGUUUUUUCGAAAGACUAGUCGGGGUAGUUAAAACGUGCUUGAGGAAAGUGAUUGGAAACGCGAAACUUACAUUCGAUGAAUUAAGAACGAUAUUAGUGGAAGUAGAAGCGACAGUAAAUGACAGACCUUUAACCUACGAGUACGAUGAGGUAGGGAGCGAAGUAUUGACACCCUCACACUUGAUUCACGGCAGGCGAAUUAUUGCAUUACCAGACAGCCAAACCCAGGUUAAGGGUAAGUAUGAAUCUAAGAGAGACACCAUAGCUAGGUUUAAGUAUAUAGGUACGGUCGUAGAGCAUUUCUGGAAUAGAUGGAGACGGGAAUAUCUCACAAACUUGAGAGAGUUCCACAAGGUAGGUAUAUCAGAGAAGCGGCAGGUUUCAGUGAGUGUAGGAGAUGUUGUUAUUGUGUUCGAGCAGGGAAAAAAGAGAGGAGAAUGGAAGACGGGUAUUGUGCAGGAGUUGAUUGUCGGCAAGGAUGGAGUUGUUCGUGGUGGUAAGGUUUGUGUAAUGACAAAUGGUUGCAAGCAGAGGAUUAAUAGGGCCGUGCAGCACUUGUACCCGUUGGAAGCUGGUCGAGUGGAAGUUGGUAAAAAGGUUGAGGCGGUGCAGAAGGAAAAUGUUGUUAAGAGGGUUGCAAGGAAGGCCGCCUUGGAUGCAAGGUGGAAAACACAGGCGAUGCUUGACUCGUAGGCGAGUCAA